Fimicolochytrium jonesii is the source of this 5052-nucleotide messenger RNA. Its product is annotated as glycosyl hydrolases family 15-domain-containing protein. Gene Ontology annotation, biological process: glycogen metabolic process. Lineage: Eukaryota; Fungi; Chytridiomycota; Chytridiomycetes; Spizellomycetales; Powellomycetaceae. Gene Ontology annotation, molecular function: calmodulin binding. The coding region runs from base 301 to 4830 and encodes 1509 amino acids. The transcript has 11 exons. Gene Ontology annotation, cellular component: phosphorylase kinase complex. The record is from RefSeq and is a predicted model, not a curated record.
CCCUAACCGUGUGUCAUGUCUUUCUUUCAUUUGCCGUCGUGCACAAUGCACAUGCACGCCGCCUUAUCUCGAUGCCGCCCGAUUUUGGACUUGUUUGCUGCCAGGGAGGCGGCGGGCGUUUUUUCCCAGCCCAUUCCCAGUCCAUUGCCAAGCCUCCCAACCUGUCUCUUUCGCACAUCUCUCCCGCAUACAGCCCCUCUUGAAGUAGCCUGACACUUCUGUGCGGAAGACGCUUGUUGCUUUACCACACCAUCUUAGUCCCUCCCUUGAGCGCCAGCUCGCUGUCUAUAGUUCUAUACAAUGUCGCCCCCUGUCCGUGCGGCGCUUGAUAGAUAUUAUCAUGAGGUGGCCAGCAUCAUCCUCACGCGUCAGAAUGCUGUCACUGGGCUGAUCCCAGCUUCAGUCGCGAUAACAACCCACGGAGACUACCGGGACGCCUGGGUUCGGGAUAACGUGUAUACAAUCUUCUCGGUCUGGGGUUUGGCACUCGCCUACCGGCGUAUUGACGAUGAUGAUGGGAGAGGAUAUGAGCUGGAACACGCGACCAUCAAGACGAUGCGAGGUUUACUGUUUGCAAUGAUGCGCCAGGCCGAUAAGGUCGAAAAGUUCAAGAAUACUCAGGCGGUUACCAACGCGUUGCAUGCAAAGUACAACACACAAACAGGUGGCACCGUCGUCGGCGACAAUGAAUGGGGCCAUCUUCAGAUCGAUGCGACCAGCAUUUUUCUUCUCAUGCUCUCGCAGAUGACAGCCAGUGGAAUGCGUGUCGUGUAUACCAUGGAUGAGGUACAUUUCAUCCAGAAUCUAGUGUUCUACAUCGAACGCGCAUACAGGACUCCGGACUUCGGAGUUUGGGAACGUGGAAACAAAGUCAAUCAUGGAGAGCCGGAGUUGAAUUCUUCCAGUAUAGGCAUGGUGGUCGCGGCGCUGCAGGCGAUCAAGGGGUUGAACCUCUUUGGGGCGCGCGGAGGACCAGCGUCUGUCAUUCAUGUGCUUCCAGACGAGAUCACGCGGAACUACACCACAUUGCACUCGGCACUUCCCCGUGAAUCCGGCUCCAAGGAAAUCGAUGCUGCCCUGCUGUCGGUGAUCUCAUUUCCAGCAUUUGCGGUGCACGACGAGCAGUUGGUCACGCGGACGCGGAACGAGAUUGUGAAGAAGUUGGGGGGCAAUUAUGGUUUCAAACGCUUUUUGCGUGACGGGCAUCAAACAAUGCUCGAAGAUCAUAGGAGGUUGCACUACGACCCCGCGGAAUUGAAGAUCUUUGAAGGGAUUGAAUCUGAGUGGCCAUUAUUCUACACUUACAUGAUUUUGGACGGCCUCUUCCGUGAUGACCCAGCACAAGUGCACGAGUAUCGGGCCAAGCUCGAUCCACUACUGGUCGAUUCGGAGGGCAUCCCGACCUUCAACCGGCAUCAACUGGCCCACGAGCCAGUAAACUCACCACAUGCGCGUACGCCCUCGGUUUCGAAGCGUAUCUUACCUCCAGCGCACAUGCGCUUAGUGCCGGAACUCUUCAUCGUUCCCCGCCAAGCUGUGGAAGCUGAGCGCAAGAGUCCAAAAUCUCAAGAGCGCGUACCGAACGAGAAUGUCCCACUUGUAUGGGCCCAAAGUCUGUAUAUUCUUGGAAACCUGAUUCACGAUGAACUGCUAUCGCCUGCGGAGCUGGACCCCUUGGGCCGUAGACUCUCGAUGCGUCGAAAGAGCAAUUCAGAGGUUGUGGUGCAGGUCGUGAUCCUUUCGGAGGAUGAGGAGUUACAGGACCGUUUGAGGAAGUUUGGCUUGGAUACUCAGGUUGCCGAAACAUGUGCACCAGUGAAGAUUUCCCCUCCGUCGGCCCUGCGUGACGCUUAUACUGCAUUGGGAGAGAACCAGAAGCUUGGACUGACUGGGCGGCCCAAGCGGCCAAUGGGAACGCUCAGCACAUGUAAACUAUACCGCUGCCAGGGCAAACUCUAUGCCUUCACGCCGCACUUCAUGGAUAAAGAGGAGUUCUAUCUCGUCAGCGAUAAUGAUUAUCUUGUGAGCUUGUUCGAACAGGAACUCUCAUUUGUGCGAAACCACUGGGACGCCACUGGUCGACCUACCAUGACUGUAAUGCUGACCCGUGAAAUGAUGGCCGGCAUCCGUGACAUCGAUCAACAAUCUCAAAGGUGGCGACACGACUCUGUCCAUAGUAGCGGACGCAACCUCCUCAACUUUAUGAUGUCUCUGCGGUCAGGGCGGGUUGGCGGGGUGAGGGUCCGCUCUGGCCGACUGAGUGAUAUGAUCCCCACCGCGUGUGUCGAAAGUCUUGACUUCCUGGUCAGCGUCGAAAACAGCGAUUACGAGGAUUGGGACUCGGUGUUGAGCGGGCAGGGUGCCGAUCACGAUUUGUCGAAGCUGUCCUACUCGCCCAUCGACACGGAGGAGGCUGGGAAGGAACGCAUGCGAUCGGCUAGUGGGGAAUAUAGGAGAACUCGUAGGCGGUCUAGCAUGGACUUGCUGGCACCCAAGAGUCCUCUGGCAAGUCCCUGGGUCAUGGACGAAGUGUGGACGCGAGAUGGAUUCCGCUUGCACGAUCAUAUCGAGGAAACUGAUGAGACGGUGCAUGCAUCGCACUCCGUCCGUGUGGAAACUCCUCGUCAUGGGCCAAUGUACGCAACUUGCGAUCCGAUUGAUCCGAACAGCAGCCCUCCGAAAGAUUCUGUCGCAUCUCAAGCAGUGCUGACGCUGACCCUGCGCGACGCGGGCAAGGUUCCUGCCGCCGUUGAUCUGUUACGCAAAUCAUCCAACUUGUUCGAUCAGAUUGACCUGCUUCAUUACAUCUAUUCCUGCCAUGGAUUGGGGUAUGACAUCUCAGGACUAGGGACCGUCUCCACACUCCUUGAGGAAGUCUAUCUCAAAGCGAUGCAUCUGCGACAAUGGAGUAUCGUGCGACAAGCUGCCGGACUUCUAAAGAAGAUGGUCAACUCUCUGACGAUCAAUCUUUCUGACCUACUCAUCCGUCAACGCCCGGUAACAAUUGGAUACGGAAGCGAGGAGAUGUUCAUCACAUCGCCAAUGUCGCCGGCGGCUUUAAAGGAGAGCAUUUACAAACACUGUGCAAGCGAUGUACGGGAGGCCCCUCUUGUACAAGAAAUCCUAACGUAUCUGGGCUCCUUCAUCCGUGGCACACCUGACAUGUUCGAAGGUAUCAUGCGUGUACGGACCCACUUCUUCAUCAUCGCGAUCCGAGAGGAGAUUUCGAGGUUGAAGGGGUGCAAUGAGGAAGUGGCCAUCGAGCAGCUGAUGCAACUCAGCCCUUAUGAGAUGUGCGGCCUACUUGGGCAAAUCCUGGCGGCUCACGAUACCUGUAACCUGCAGGAUCUCCACCACAGCGCUACCCUGGGUCUCACCGCGUCAAUCCCGCGGGUGCGGCAUCUUGCGAACGUACAGGUGGAGGGAACAGAGUCGUCCGCCAUGCGACUGUCAAACAUUGGAGCAAACCUUCCGACGGACUUGCUCAUUCAGGUUCAAUCCGCCGGCUUCAACGCAGGCAAUUUCGCGAGAAUCGACGUGUGGCGGGAUGGACAAAAGCAGCAGAUCCGCGAUUGGGGAUUCGGUCGUGGCCUGAACGUGGCGCUCCUCGAUCCCCUCGACGGGACCAUUUUGGAACGUGUCACUUUCGAUACGCACGUUUCGCAGAAUGAGUCCGAGGAGUUCGCCAAGCUGGUGGAGUUCCUGGACCCAGGAACGAUCGUUGUUGUUGCUGUUAUGGAUGACGCCGCAGAGAACUUGUCUGAGUUGGCCGUUGCUGCGUUAGAGAGUCUUGGAUCGGCUUCCAUUCGAUCAUUGCAGUACCGAGAUUCUUGGUGCAUCAUUGGCGAGAGAGGCGCAGAAAAGGGAUCAGUUCCCGAGCAUUACAUGCAGAGUGAGCGCGGACCGACACCUGUGCUCGAGCAACGCACGGACCUCGGUAAAACGAGGCGCAACAUUCUCAGUCAAGCUGCUGCGAACACGUCCUCGGGAUUGUCCUUGACAUUACUGCUGCCAUCGCAAGGAAGGUGGUUGAGGCGAAGGAAGAAUGACGGAGCAGUGAACAGAGUUCCGCCAGACUUUUACCCCAGAGUGUGGAAGCUGUUGUGCAUGUCGGAAGGCAUUCUGGUUGGGAAGCAGUUUCUGCCGAGUAACCCGACGGUAUACGAGAAGACGGCUGAAGAGCUCAACUUCGGUCUGCAAGUCGAAUCUCUUCUCGAUGUGAUUCGCGACCCCGCGGAGCGCGAGAUUGCCGCCGAAUGCCUGAUGGUGAUCAAUCGCCUCGGGGAGCGCAAUCCGUCCAUCAGCCUGCAGCAUCGCCGGGUCGAUCUUCUGGCCAUUAUUCGCGAUGCGGUCGAACGGCACUGGGAUGAUUGGGUAGCGUCACACGCCUCGGACAUUGCCGGCUCGUCAGAUCCCGACGUGAACGCGGAUGGACAAGGCUCGCCCCAGCAAAAAACACAAUCUCUACAGCCCUCGACGCCAAACACGCCUCGCCGGACGAGCAACACUGCGCCCGGGAACGAAGUGCAUCCGCUUUUGAGUCGGAUUGGGCUUGUGCGUGCGGCCUCGCAACUGAGCGUGGAUACGGGCGCAGGGUCGGAAUCGGGGAGUUCGCACGGUGGGAGCGUGCCCGUAUCAGCAGCGCCAGGUGCGGUCAACGGGCAACCGCUGGUGCUGCCGCAGGGCGACUGGUCGUUCCAGCGCCAUGAACGGCUGGCCAGGCGUCUGUUUUUCGACCUCCCGCACGACGGAAAGGACGGAACAACGGGAUACCUUGGCGGGAGUUCUGGACGUUUGUUAUUCGGCGGCUCGAUCGAGCUUGAUCUGUAGACAUACCCUUACAUUUUCAUGCAUUGGCGCUGAACCUAUGGAGGCCAAGGACUCUUGACCAAGUAUCUUGCUAUGCCUCUCUAUUUAUAUUUAGAUCAUUUUUCCCUGUAAGCCAUACUUCGAAGUUCCCAGUCAGCCUUUCAUUCCCACUGCAUUGCCAUGGAUAUGGAUGGUCCUGGGAGGCAGUUCUCCCUUCCGCUUCGGAGCCCGUAAACAAUGCAC